CCGGAGCAGCCGCGAGCGGGCCGCCGGCCGGUCUCUGCCUCCGCGCGCCGCCAUCGCCGUCAUGCUGGGCGCCGCUCUCCGCCGCUGCGCCGCGGCCGCAGCCGUCCGAGCCGGACUUCGAGGCCUCCAGCGCCCCGGCCCGGCUCCCGGCGCCGCCGCCGCUCUCCAGUCAGUUUGCUGCUACUCCCACGGGUCGCACGAGACAGACGAGGAGUUUGACGCUCGAUGGGUGACGUAUUUCAACAAGCCAGACAUAGAUGCCUGGGAGCUGCGUAAAGGGAUGAACACGCGUGUUGGCUAUGAUCUGGUGCCAGAGCCCAAAGUCAUUGAUGCUGCUCUGCGGGCCUGCACACGGCUAAAUGACUUCGCUAGUGCAGUCCCCAUCCUAGAGGUUGUGAAGGACAGAGCAGGACCUCAUAAGGAAAUCUACCCCUAUGUCAUCCAGGAACUUAGACCAACUUUAAAUGAACUGGGAAUCUACUCCAGAGGAGCUGGGCCUUGACAAAGUGUAACCUGUGUGAUCCCCAGCGCCUUACUGCAUUGCUACUUGACUGUAACCGUCUCCUGGACAUGCUGAUGAUAGCAUUACCUUAUUCAAACACGCUUUCCCUUAUUGAGCGCCAGACUACGCCAUGGCAACUUGGACU
Molecule: messenger RNA, 647 nt
Organism: Lepus europaeus (European hare)
Lineage: Eukaryota; Metazoa; Chordata; Mammalia; Lagomorpha; Leporidae
Product: cytochrome c oxidase subunit 5A, mitochondrial-like
Exons: 1
Coding region: 62-502 (146 amino acids)
Biological process (GO): mitochondrial electron transport, cytochrome c to oxygen
Cellular component (GO): mitochondrial inner membrane
Source: RefSeq, a predicted model, not a curated record